AUACAUUCAUCGCGACAUAAAGCCGGCGAACUUUUCGAUCGGCGUUCCGCCGGCCUAUAGGGAUCUGUAUAUCUUGGAUUUUGGAAUGGCAAGGCAAUUCGUUGGCAGCAGGGGUGGUGCCCGACCAGUGCGGAAGAGGGCAGGGUUUCGGGGAACCCCAAGAUAUGCUUCCGUUGAAGCGUUAAGGAUGAAUGAACAAGGACGAAGAGACGAUCUUUACUCUUGGUUCUUUAUGGUAGUGGAAUUUACGACAGGAGCACUCCCGUGGCCAGAGCAAAGAUACCAGAGGCAGCAACAGAUUCUGCUUGGCAGCAGCCCGGAGGAGUACAAGGCGAUUUUAAAACACAUUCAGUCACUGGAUUUGAUCGAAGAGCCGAAUUACAACUUUCUUUUCCAGUGUCUCAUGGGCUGUGCCAGACGCAACCGCUUGCCUGAU
Soboliphyme baturini is the source of this 436-nucleotide messenger RNA. The record is from the annotation of a GenBank genome assembly. Lineage: Eukaryota; Metazoa; Nematoda; Enoplea; Dioctophymatida; Soboliphymatidae.